This is a messenger RNA of Tuber aestivum (summer truffle), 3561 nucleotides long. NCBI's taxonomy places the organism in Eukaryota, Fungi, Ascomycota, Pezizomycetes, Pezizales, Tuberaceae. The record is from the annotation of a GenBank genome assembly.
GGGUAUCAAUCGAGGCUUAGCUUGGCUGUAACGCCACCGCUGUUGUUCACGAAUCAGACUCUCCUUCACUUGUGAACUGCAACCAACCUUUGCCUUCCCCCCUCCCUCCCUCUCUCUCCCUACUCCUUCUCUUGGGAUUCAACCCCACCACCAACUGCCAAGUCACAAAGCCUAGCGGACUUCCUAUACAUACGGCGGAAACAAUCCAGUAAAACGAUUAAAUGUCUCAGUCCGACAGUCUCGGUUUGCCUCAGGUCGCCGCCUGUCUCCUGGUAGGAUACUUUGUUUUCAGAUGGUUCUUCAAAUCUUCGGAUCCUAGCAGCGUUUCGCCAGCUCGAUCGCCAGUCGUCGACCAGCGAAGAUUACAAGAGCAGUCCCUUCUCUUGACGGGAAUGUUCCCCCAAGUGUCUAUAGCCGCCGCACAAGCCGAGCUCAUACGGAAUGGUGGGAACAUUGAGAUCGCGACGGAGAAGAUUCUAGCAGCUGGAGGACUUCCCGAGGUAAUUGGAUUCUUUUGGAGGAUGCUUUGUUGGGUAGAAGCUAACUUUGGUGCUUUUGUCAGCCUCCAGCACCGGCCCCUACUCCUUUAGAUUCCUCCGCCACCAGGCCUGCGCCUGCGGCUACUACACAUCGUGCAGCUGCCCACAACGCCUUGGGAGCUUCGUCUUCUCGGGUUGGGGGUUACCAAGAUUUAAUGACCAGGUACAACCUCCAUGGCCGCCUUCACGAAGGGGAUGCCUCUUCUUCAUCCACCCUGUCAGGGAAGGGUAAAUCUCCCCAAACCAGAUCAGACAGACAACUGGCACAUCAGAAGAAGCGGGAUGAAAUGAUCUUAGCAGCUCGCCGUAGGAUGGAGGAGAUGGAUCGAAAGCAAGCUGCUACGAAGGGGCAAACAUAAUCAUAAAGAAGCUUCAAUUUUAUCUCCUGUUAGAGUUGUCUGAGCGACAGCCGUCUUCCCCCCUUUUCCUUCGCCUUUUCAUUACUAUUCUUUUCUCUUUGACUUGUUGCUAGGCGCGAGAUUCUUUUAUUUGGGCACUAGGUUUGGGGGUUUUCCUGUCAAUAUCAUCCUCGUAUGAGAGCAUCUCUGUCUGGCCAUCGUCACGCUGUUGUUACCGCACUGUAUUACCAAUAAACUGGCCUGACUGCGGUUCGUUCUGUGCUUGUGUUAUCAUACCGGUGUUUAGUUUUCCCGUAAAAAAAAAAAAAGGAAAAUUCCAUAUUACUUUUUCUACAGAAGCCUAACCAUGAUCCACUCCCUUUCAUUCACUCAUCCGCCCUGUUUUUCAUUGGAUAAUAAUAUUAUGAUGGAGAGUUUCUGAUGAUUCUCUGCGUCCUCAUAUUACAGCAUGAGCCUGAUAAAUUACACCGCAAUUUGGAAGCUGGAGAGUCGCAGACCGCCCCACAUCUCAUCAUGUCCAACCGCCGGGUAACAAAACCUUAAUUCGACCUCAAUUCCCAGCUUUAAGCUCCUAGAAUCUACUUGUUCCGCCUUCCCUCGUUCACUCCCCGUCGGUACCGUGCACACCCCCCGCUACAUACGCACGAAGUAUUUCCUUUCUAAAACAGAAAACCCUAUCGCCCUCCAUAAACGACCCCAGCUCACCUUGCUGCACCAAUCCUGGUCCUGCGCUCCUAAAACCUGACUUGGCCAUUCUAUCUCGCUGUCCCAACCGAUAACGUUCCAUCAUACCGGAUCACAAAAUGGACGCAACUACACCUACAAGCCGUCCGACCUCAAGCUCAAACACGCACACACCAACCGCUGGGAAAUCAACCGGAGCUUCAACAGCCACGAAAACGACCGCUAAACCAGCCGCUCCCCGAGGGCCUCCGGUGGUACCCCGCAUCGAUGAGAAGCCUCUCUAUGAAACCCUCAAGACUCAAGUCGGCUUGGAAAAUUGGCUAAUAUACAAAGAAGCUCUUGGCGGCUUUUUAACCGGUUUGUUUUCCCCCUGUACACUGACCAAACUGCGCUUGAGGGCGCACGGCGGGGUAUGGCGACGGUAAUGAGAAUGAUAACUUACGUAUAUGCCCUACGUUUGCCAGGCCGCCUCAACCGUGAGGAGUUGACCUCGCGCAUCGCAAGCUUCAUCAAAGGACCCACCAUACGGAUGCACAACCAACUGUUGUUAGCCAUGUACGGAAAUUCGUCAAGGGACAUGCCGCCGACGGAUGUUGCAGCCUGGGUGUCUGCUACUGAUAAGCCAAGCGCGCCUUCAAAGAUGCCGGCUGGGGACGUCAAUGAGAAGAGGCUGAAGAAGGAGGUUAUGGCGAUUUCGGCGAGAGAGAGGAGGAAGAUCAAGGAGGUCCCUAUGCCGGUUUGUUUCUACCCCACUUCUGGGUGUUCAUGGGGUGAUUAUUGAGGAUAAGCAGCUGGGAGAUGUCGAAGAUAUGCUCGGCAGUAUGCUGCAGGAUUAUCAUCUCGCAAAGCAGGUCAAGAUCCCCGAAGCUCCUCCCCCGAUGAGUGCUGGCCUUAAGACAAGUACCCCUCACCCUCUUCUUAUCCUUUCUUACCACUGGCUGACAUCUCUCCCUCCGAAGACUGGGAGUCUGAGAUCAAAAACCGCUACGCAAUGGCCCUCUCCAGCGAAUCGGGCGAAUUCCCAGACGUCGAGAACAUCCGCCAACGCAUGCUCCCAAUCUGCUACGAAGAAGGUGUUCCUGGUGGCUGCACCCCCGAAGCCGCAAACUUCAUGAACGUGGCAGCAGAGACUUUCGUCAAGGAAGUCCUCUCAACGAUCAUAUCCCGCGUCCGCUCUAACGGCCCCAACUACAUCCAAACCGACAAGUACCGCAAGCUCCACCCGAAGGGUCACUGGACCCCCCCAAACGAACGCUCGCUAUUAAGCAUGCACGAUGUCAGACUGAGCCUCACCCUUGGCGACAACCUACUCGCACAACUGCCUCUGAGCCAGAAGAGGAUUAUGGCCGGGGGCUGGUUCGAGAGGGAUUACGAGGUUGAGAGUGAGAUCAUCUUUCCCGAUGAGGUGGACGCAGGCGACUGGGAGGGCGCCGCCCUCGAGGAUCGGAAGCAGUUGAAGGGAUUGCUGGAUGAGUGUUUGGCUAUUGGGGCAUAGAAGGGUCGAUUCAUGCUAAACUUUCUAGUUGACCUAGCCGGGGCAUCUGUAUAGUUUUUUUCUUCUUUUCUUUUUCUCCCCUCUCUAUUCUCCAUUACGAUUCUCUCUCUUAAAAGGCGUUUUUUUUUUUGGGGGGGGGGGGGUAUUGGUGGAUGGGAGUUUGAUUUUCGGGGGUUUUUUUUUCAUCAAGUUAUCUUGUUUUAUAAUAUUGCCUUGAUGACGCGUGAAGUGUAUGAAUGGGUAAAAAGGAACUGUCGCUCCCACCUCGGGCGAGGGGAGGUCUCUGAGGAAGACAGUAGAGCAGGAAGUUGUACAAUUCCACCACAGUUUGGAGCUUAUCCAUCGCAGUUUAGUUAUGUCCCCGGCACGCUCGUACAGUACUGUAUGAUACUUCCUGGGUCUCGCAUUCAGUGAUGUAGUAAUUAAGAGACAACUUUAUCAGCUUUUAUAACAUUACUCCCCAAAGGUAAGAUUUACCAGUCCU